AUGCGGUAUCAGAAUUGGGACGUUCUCAUGUUUCCUGGCAGCUCGAGAGUGCCAAUUCAGGAAUUCGACACGAAAUGUUACGGAUUGGAGCAGAAUCCCGGGUUCUCUACUGUCCUACCGGCGAUCGACACUGACCGCAAUUCCUUCGAGUCCAUGACCGUUGUUCCUGUCCUGACCUCGUUCGUAGCAAGCCUUGAGCGCGGCGCAGCAUUCCGUGUUUCAAUCCACUGCUGGGACAAGCCAAAGCCUUCCAAUCUCCUGCUGAACUACAAGACACCCGAUGAAUCGGUCCUCUUUCGAGCUCGGGUGUACAUUGACGGAGUGCUGGCUGCUCACCGCACGUUCGAGGGGGGAACUUGGCCUGAAGUCAUCGCUAAUGUUUUAGAACAUGGAGACCAGCGUCUUCGCUUUCCUGCCUUCCACAAAGAGAUCCUUCAACAACCCCACUGGGAACCCGGUGAAUCUCUCGGCCGUGUCAAGGUAAUCAUCUCGGAAGGGGUCUUGCGAGAUAUAACCCCUCCAGCGCCGGCUGAUACGAUGUUUGACCGGCUACGAGAUGUUGUCGUAUUCUCCUUUCAACACGCACCACAAAAUAUCCUCGAAUUUUCCAAUAUCGCGUGGCCAAACACAAAAAUCUUUGCGAGGCUGUCCAAGAGAGUUCCUCGACCGGGACCGAUCGGAUCUCGACUACCACCAGUUUCGGGUCACGAAGCCCAUUCACAUUCGCCCCUUCGUCCCGCAGCGGCAAUUCGCGGUGGUAAACCACUAUCAAGUGGGCUCGACGGUUUCCAGAGACUACUAAAUGCACAGACAUUCUCGGAUCUACAGUCUGAUCCGGUCAGCAAAGCCUCGACUUUCCCCCUCUCAGACAAGGAGUCUCCCGAACGUCGAGAGCUUGUGGGAGGUACGGUGACCUGUGAAGACCCGUUCAUUUGUCCACAACCUAUUUCGUCACAGCAGUGGCGGCUACAACUGAGAUCGACGAGCCACGACCUUCCCAUGCCAGAUUAUACUUCCAACAAGACUGAGACCAGUGGUGGAUGCACCGAGAUGUCCGGGGUAAGCUUUCCCCGAGCAAACUUUCUCAGGCAUAUGAACGAGGCAAAUCCGCAAGAAAUCGUGCAGGCUCUGAGCCCUGCUAGGCAGGAGGAAUUGUUGCAAGUGCUCAGUGCUUCACACAGCCCAGUCAGGGGUACCCAUGCACCAACCAACACUCCACGCUCGUUGUCAGAUCAGAGCCGUCCACAAUCACCAUUGAUCAAGGAUGGAGCAGGAACACGGCAGAUGAUCAGACUCGAUGGUCCACCUGGCCGCCGUGAUCCGAGCGACAGUUACUGGCCUCUCCGGCUGCAGAAAAGGGAACAGCGGCGUCGAACAUACUCCGACAGCAGCAUCAGGAGCACGUCCGGACCAGUGAAGGAGAGCAUCAAGCACGACAUCAGUCCAGUGUUGCCUCGUGAAUGGGCUGGCAAAGAUGGCAGCGGCCCUUUGGUUCCCAUCGGUAUGAAGUCGCUGUCCAUGAACGCCCAACGGCAAAGGUCCACCUCAAAUGCGUCGAAACGCAAGCGUGGGCCUGCAUCUCCAUCAGUAGGAAUUGGAAAGACGCAGGAUCCAAUACACGUGGUCAUUGACUCUUCGACAUCAGGAGCAGGACUGGAGGCAGGUCUCAAACACAACACGCCGACAAGAAUUGUCGUGGCACUGAAUGAUGAGCUACGUGAACCGUGGAAGAAAUACCGGAAGUUCAAACCUCUUGAUCUCCCCAAUCGACAAUGGCCCUCCAAAACCAACGAAAAGCCUCCCCGGUGGCUUGCUACCGAUCUGCGAGAUGGCAACCAGAGCUUGCCCGAUCCUAUGGAUGGUGAACAAAAGCUACGCUUCUUCAAAAUGCUCGUCGAGUUGGGCUACAAGGAAAUCGAAGUCUCGUUCCCCUCUGCCUCACAGACCGACUAUGACUUUACGAGAAGCCUAGUCGAAACGCCCGGAGUGGUCCCGGACGACGUCUGGCUACAGGUGUUGUCUCCCUGUCGUGAAGAUCUGAUCCGGAGAACCGUCGAGUCCCUGAGAGGUGCAAAGAAAGCCAUUCUUCAUUUAUACCUUGCUACAAGCGACUGCUUCAGGAGAAUUGUGUUUGGCAUGACGGAAGACGAAAGCAUCGCAUUGGCUGUUAAAUGCACCAAGCUCGCUCGAUCCCUUACGAAAGACGACCCGAGUCAGGCAGGCACAGAAUGGCUUUAUGAGUUUAGCCCGGAGACCUUCUCAGAUACCUCGCCCGAGUUCGCCGUCCGGAUCUGUGAGGCAGUCAAGGAAGCAUGGGGUCCCACUGAAGACGCCAAACUAAUUUUCAACCUUCCCGCCACCGUCGAGAUGUCGACUCCUAAUGUUUUCGCCGACCAGGUGGAGUAUUUCAGCACUCAUAUGACAGAACGCGAAAAGUUCUGUAUUUCGGUCCAUCCCCACAAUGAUCGCGGCUGCGCAGUGGCCGCGGCAGAGUUGGCGCAGAUGGCUGGUGCGGAAAGAGUCGAAGGAACCUUGUUCGGAAACGGAGAGCGAACUGGGAAUGUGGACCUGGUCACUCUGGCACUGAAUCUUUAUACUCAGGGCAUCUGGCCCAACGUGGACUUUAGCGACAUUGGCAAGGUCAUCCGCGUUUGUGAAGAAUCCACCAAGAUACCCGUGAAUGAGCGAUGGCCGUAUGGCGGGCAAUUGGUCGUCUGCGCCUUCAGCGGCUCUCACCAAGACGCCAUCAAGAAAGGGUUUCAGGUUCGCAAAAACAAAGGUCUGGGCCAACAGGACCCAUGGGAGGUCCCUUACUUGCCCCUCGAUCCUCAAGACCUUGGUCGAACCUACGAAGCGGUGAUCCGGGUGAACUCGCAAUCUGGCAAGGGUGGUGUUGCCUGGAUUAUCCAACGUAGUCUCGAACUGGAUCUGCCUCGUGGACUUCAGGUCGCAUUCAGCAAAAUUGUGCAGAAAGAAGCGGAUGCGAAGGGGCGGGAAUUGCUGCCGCGAGAAAUCCAGGCUCUGUUCGAAGAGUCGUAUCAUCUCAAGAAGAACCCGAGGUUUACACUGGUCGACUACAACAUCACGGCGGUCAGGACAACGUCCCCUGCACCCACGAUGAAAUCGUCAGUCGGCCAACCGCCACAGACGGCUGCUCCCGCUCAGAAUACAUCGACUGCGAAACGUCAGUUUGCCGGGAUUAUCGCUAUCGACGGAAUCCAGCAUCCUGUCGUGGGCGUGGGCAAUGGAGCGAUCUCAUCGUUGGCUAACGCGCUUCACUCCCUGGGAAUCGAUCUUGACGUCGCCGACUACAAGGAACAUGCCAUCGGUGAAGGCCGAGAGGUCAAAGCCGCCACCUAUAUCGAAUGCACCGCCAGUGGCUCGCACGAGAAAGUAUGGGGCGUUGGUAUCCAUGAGGAUGUCGUCCAAGCAUCUUUGAUUGCGCUUCUGAGCGCUGCUAGCUCGUUCCUAACCUCGCGAGUUUCUACUCCCGUCCCAUUCCGACCGAAGCAUACGCCUCAUUUCUCAGACGCUGAGUUACAAGCUCUCGAACGGUUAAAUCUGAAUGCAUCAGAUACCCCCAGCAGUCCCCUGAGAUCAUCCAUGACAGCAGACUCGGUUCCCGCGCCUUCCAAAUUGAACAUGGAACCCAAUGCCGGCAGUGUCUCGGCCAACCGGAUCGACAUCGAUCUUUUGGAAAGGAAGGCGGAGGACAUCAAUGGUCAGUCGCAAAAGUCCUGA
Messenger RNA from Capronia coronata CBS 617.96, 3741 nucleotides. RefSeq names its product 2-isopropylmalate synthase. The record is from RefSeq and is a predicted model, not a curated record. The transcript is spliced from 8 exons. NCBI's taxonomy places the organism in Eukaryota, Fungi, Ascomycota, Eurotiomycetes, Chaetothyriales, Herpotrichiellaceae. Bases 1 to 3741 code for a protein of 1246 amino acids. Gene Ontology annotation, biological process: L-leucine biosynthetic process. Gene Ontology annotation, molecular function: 2-isopropylmalate synthase activity. Gene Ontology annotation, cellular component: mitochondrion.